This is a messenger RNA of Aspergillus caelatus, 1481 nucleotides long. Its product is annotated as monocarboxylate permease. Bases 138 to 1481 code for a protein of 447 amino acids. Lineage: Eukaryota; Fungi; Ascomycota; Eurotiomycetes; Eurotiales; Aspergillaceae. Gene Ontology annotation, cellular component: fungal-type vacuole membrane. The record is from RefSeq and is a predicted model, not a curated record. Gene Ontology annotation, molecular function: transmembrane transporter activity. Gene Ontology annotation, biological process: transmembrane transport. The transcript is spliced from 3 exons.
GAAAAAUAGACCCUAAUGUAAUCAUUCCAGCCUCUAUUAUGAACGUCAAGUCCCACACUGCCUUCUAAGUUUUAUCUUAAUCUUGUCACAAAGCAUCUGUUUGACAACUGUAUGGUAGCAGCACAAUCUCUCAGAUCAUGUAUACAAACAACGACCCCCAGAAAAUAACUUCUGCCACGGACGAUGUCGCGAGCAGCAGCGGCAAUAGCUCGGGAGAUAAACACACGUCUAUCGAGUACACGGAAGAAGAUCCCUCAGAGUUCCCUGAUGGCGGAUGGCGAGCUUGGUCAGUGGUUUUGGGUUCAUGGUGUGCGUUGCUUCCAAGCUUCGGUCUUAUGAAUAUCACGGGGAUCCUAGAGGAGUGGCUAGCAGACCACCAACUGCAGAACUACUCUAAGGCAUCGAUCUCCUGGAUCUUUAGUUUAUGGUUCUUUCUCUUCUACCUCGGUGGGAUUCAAGCCGGACCCGUCUUCGACUCACACGGUGUUAAGUAUACUCUGCUUCCGGGGUGUAUCGGUUUUACGGCAUCAAUGAUGAUACUUAGUGUCGCACAAGCGUACUACCAGUUUAUCCUCGGGUUCAGUAUCGUGGGCGGUCUUUCUGCAUCGGCCAUUCUACCCCCAGCGUUUGGCACCAUAAAUCAUUGGUUUUACAAGCGUCGGGGCUUGGCUACCGGCGUCUCCUGUACCGCCGGUGGGAUCGGUGGCAUCAUAUUCACAUACAUCUUCGGAACGCUCCGAGACCGAAUUGGGUUUCCUUGGGCAGUCAGAGUGCUUGGUUUCGUGUUCCUGGGCUGCUUUAUCGUUAGCAUGUUUUUCACCAGAACGAGACUGCCUUCAAAUAACUCCAAGGGCUGCAUGAUUGACCUUCGUUCCUUGCGAGAACCGGCAUUCACAAUGACUUCCAUCGCCGUCACCGCCGCAGAAGUCGGCCUGAUGGUCGUUCUCACAUAUCUGCCUUCAUAUGCUUCGUCGCACGGUUUAACCGGUCCCCUAUCAUACGAGCUGAUGUCUAUCUUCAGCGCCGCAUCUAUUCCAGGCCGAGUUAUCCCCGGGAUUCUAGCAGAUCGCUGGGGCCGGUUUAACGUCAUGAUCAUCACUGGGUCCAUUUGUACUAUACUGAUCCUUGCACUAUGGCUUACGGCCAAUGAGAGCAAAGCAGCUAUUAUAAGCUUCGCUGUCUUUUUCGGCUUCUGGGCCGGUCCGGCUAUUAGUCUGACGCCAGUGUGUGUGGCCCAGAUCUCCCGGACGGAGAACUAUGGCAAACGAUAUGGGACGACGAGUACAAUAAUGGGUCUCUGUCUCUUGGUAGCUAUUCCGGCGGCAGGAGAGAUUCUCAAGGCGCAGAAUCCGUUGACGCAUGAGGAGACGACGUAUUGGGGAUUGAUUGUCUUCUGCGGGCUGUCGUAUGCUUGCUCGGCACUGUUCCUGAUACUGACCAAAGGUAUCUCUGUGGGAUGGAGUGUGGCUCGCAUAUUCUAA